UAACAUAAUUUUAUGGAUAAUUUAAAAUAUCUUUUUAUCGGCUCUGUAUGACACAGGAAUAGUCUGUAUGUGACAAACGCCGUGUGUAAUGGUUUCUUUAUAGACAUAAACCGCGGGAUAGCAACGACACUAUCGACUCAGUCGGCUAAAGCACCAUUUUAUACGUGCACACCUAAUCCCCCAAUCUGUAUCUCGCCCCACUUUGUAAGAAACUGACAUACAGUUUUUGGACGUAACAAUAAAUUAAAUUUUCUAAAUCAUUAAUGUUUAACAAAGACACGCGAGUAACAAUGACUAUUUCGGAGAAUAUCGUAACUCUGGUGUGUUUACUUGGUAUUCUUAUGUGUUGCUCGACGACGUGGGCACAGGACCCGGCACCAUUCGAUCCAACGGUCCCGAUGAUUUCUCAGAUCAUAGACUGGGAGGGUCAGCCGGCGCUACGAAACUCUACCUUACUGCAGGUUUUGGCGACCAUACAGCAACUACAAGAUCAGGACCAGUCGUUUUUUGAUUCAGGCGUGGAUUUCUCCAAGGGGUUCAACACGAUCUCCCAGCAGUCUAUUUUCCUCAACACCAAGCAGCAAGCCAGUAUCCUGGGCAGACGACAGAGACAGAGAAUUGCCCUCAUUAACCUCCUCGCAAGACAGUUCAACAUGUCGCGGACAGACGUGUCCAGGGCUCUAGGUGGUCUUCUCGCGGGCUCGGACCUGUCUCACCUGACCACCCAGGGCAAGGGCUGUCAGCCCGGGUUCUCCUUCACGUGCGACCAGAAGCAGAAAUACCGGACGGCGGACGGAACGUGCAACAACCUGCAGAACCCGUUCUGGGGCAAGUCGUUCAUCGCCAUGAGGCGGUUCGUGAAGCCAUUGUACGAUGACGGCGUGUCCUUCCCGCGUGCAAGGGGCAGAAACGGAGGUGUGCUGCCGAGCCCCCGUUUCGUGAGCUCCAUGCUGCAUGCCUCGAGACAGCCGAUUCCUGAUGAUGAGUUCGUCACCCACAUGGUGAUGCAGUGGGGGCAGUUCCUCGACCACGACAUCACCAGCACGCCAGUUCACAGAGGUUUGUCCGGAUCUGCGGUCACCUGCUGCGUGGAUGAUCUGGUUCCUGCCAAUCUGAGUCAGGCCAUCCUCAACAAUCUCAGACACAGAGAUAUCUGUUUUCCUAUAGCAGUGCCACGGAAUGAUCAUAGGUUUGGUCACCGGUCGUGUCUCAACUUCGUGCGGUCUAUCCAGGUGGCCAAUGCGGACUGCUCGGAUGUUCCGGUUGAGCAGCUCAAUCAGCUAACAGCGUACGUGGACGGUUCUCAGAUUUACGGGUCGACAGAGGAGGAAGAGAAAUCUCUGAGGACAGGAAUGAACGGUCAGCUGAAGAGCUCGAGGGACGGACUCCUGCCUAGAGAGGAGAAGGAGAUUUGUGAGAUGGACAGACCAGGAGCCUUCUGUUUCAAAGCAGGUGACGAGCGCGUCAACGAACAGAUGGGCCUGACGACGAUGCACACGACGUGGAUGCGACAACACAACCGGAUCGCCGCCGACCUGCAGACUCUGAACCCGCACUGGGACGACGAACACGUGUUUCAGGAGACUAGGCGCAUCGUGGGCGCCAUGCUGCAGCACAUCACGUACCACGAGUUCAUGCCGUCAGUGUUCGGUCAGUCCGACAUGAAGGCCUGGGGCCUGACGUCGCCCAGCUGGGGCUUCCACGACGUUUAUGACCCGGAAGUGGACGCCAGCAUACGCAACGGGUUCGCGACAGCCGCGUUCCGGUUUGGCCACUCGCUGGUUCGGUCGUUCAUGUCGCACUACACGCGGGACUACCAGUUCGACGGCGACUCGCUCCUGCAGCACAUAUUCGGCAACACGUCCGUCAUCCUGUCCAACCACAACAGGAUCAACACCUUUCUGCGCGGUCUCAGCGUCGAUCGCGCAAGCAAGAUGGACCGCUUCCUGUCGAGUCAGAUCCUUGACCAUCUGUUCGAAGACAAGAAAGGAGACGCCCUUGACCUUGCGGCCUUGAACAUUCAGAGAGGUCGUGAUCACGGACUUCCGGGGUACAAUCAUUGGCGGCAGAUGUGUAAACUUACUGUCGCGACGACCUUUGACCCCGAUCAGCCAAAUGGACUAGUAGAUCACCCGUACGAAGAUGCCGAGAUUUUAAGUUCUCUGUACAGACACCCAGACGACAUCGACCUGUUUCCCGGGGCGAUCUCCGAGCGGCCUGUCCCCGGCGGUCUCGUGGGUCCUACCGUCACGUGCAUCCUCGGCAAACAGUUUGCCUUCCUCAAGACUGGGGACAGGUUCUGGUAUGAGCGUAAAAACGAAGACACCGGCUUCACAUUAGAGCAGCUGAACAGCAUCAAGUCGGUGUCGCUGGCUCGCGUCAUGUGCGACAACUCCAACAUCGAGAAGAUUCAAGCUCACGUCUUCUGGAGGAUCGGGAUGGACGAGCGGUAUAUGAACCCAGUGGUCGGUUGCUGGUCACUUCCGGCUCUUGAUCUGACUCUCUGGAAAGACAAUGGAGCCUAUUGGUCAAACUGGUCCGAGUGGUCGCCAUGUUUCGCCAGCUUCCGUCAUCGAAGUCGAACUUGCCCGAACGAAGUGACUAUGUGUGACGGUCCCAACACACAGUUCAAAAAGUGUUCCAAACAAUCGUGCGAUAAAUUCGUCACUCCAGAAGAUAGAUUCAACUGUCUAAUGAAUAUAGCCGACAUAUUUGACUUUAAAAAAUAAUUCGGCAACACGAAUUUUGUUAUUUGUUUAGUUUUUAGUGAUUUUUAUUAAAUUUGGCAGUUUUUCAAGACAGUGUGCCAGUUAAAAAAAAACCCACCCAACUAUACUCCAGGUUAAAAUUAUUUGAAAACAAUCCGAACUUUACUAGAGUCUCGUGUCUAGACUCUAUAAACACUACACCAUUCAGGGGUUUGUGAAAGGGGGAGGCCCGGACUUGAUAAGAUGUUUUUAAAGACGCUUUUCUUUUUUUUUUCGCUUUUUUUACGUAGACGAAUAAAAGAGGGUUCCCCACUCGACGUCUCCCCAUGAAUUAGCGCCUGCCAUUAUUUUAAAACAAUUUAGAAUGUUUAGAAUCAGUUUCUAAUAACACGGAAAAUUGUGAGCGACAUUCUUGUGAAGUGUCUGAAUCAAAAUAAAAUAAUUCAAAUUCAUAUUUAGACCGCCUUUCAAGUGGCAGUACCCCCUCCCCGUCCCGCCCGCUUCCGACGCCUUUGUAGGCCUAUUUGUAAAAAAUCAGGUGAUUUAUCAUGAGUAUGAGGCUGGUCAGUGCCGUCAUUCGAGCACAUCGCGGAUACAGAGUACAAAAGACUCUAAUAAAAACAACAUUAUCCUGACCUUUUGUUCAGCUCUCAAUAACACUUGGUAAAUUAGUAUCCUUGAUUAACCUUUGAAUAAAACAAAUUAAUAUUU
Molecule: messenger RNA, 3419 nt
Organism: Gigantopelta aegis
Lineage: Eukaryota; Metazoa; Mollusca; Gastropoda; Neomphalida; Peltospiridae
Product: peroxidasin-like
Exons: 12
Coding region: 264-2729 (821 amino acids)
Biological process (GO): response to oxidative stress
Molecular function (GO): peroxidase activity; heme binding
Source: RefSeq, a predicted model, not a curated record